AUGUCUAAGUUGAAAUCAACCAAACCAAUUUGUUACCGAUGGUACAAAAUAUUAGCUGGUAUAGCUGUAUGCAUAAUAUGUUUUGUUAUAUGGAUAUUUAUUAUUAAUCCACUUUUAAUAUGGGAUAAAGAUUUUGCAACAAAUUUAUUAAAGAAAUUAUCCAGUAAUAAUAAUAAUGAAAUAAUUGGUAAAAAAAAUAUUAGUGAUUAUAAUAAAAAUUUAACAAUAACACAAGAUGAAAAAUUUAUAAAAAAUACCACAAUUUAUCCUUAUAUUUUAAAAGAAAUUAAUAAUAGUAUAUUAAAUCAAAAAAUUCAAAAUAAUGCUUUAAAUAUUUCCACAAAAAUAAAUGAAAAAAUAUUAAAUAAUACAUAUCUCCUACCAACAACAAAAACACCAUUAAAAACUUUUUUUCAAACUUCUACUAUUAAAACGACAACAUUAAAAUAUACAAAAAUUGGGUUACCAGUAUCAAAAAUAUAUUAUAAAAUACCGGAGAAUUAUAGACCAUUAAAUUAUACACCAAAAGGAAAUAUUUUUAAGACAAUGAUAAAAUCAACUACUCAAAUACCAAGUAUUUUAGAUAAUAAACAUAAUUUUUUUGAUAAAAAAAUAAAUGUUUCUAAAAAUACAAAUUAUUUAAAUCAAAUAUAUCCUUAUCAACAAGACAAAGUAUUUAAUAUAAUUAGAAAUGGAAAAUUUUAUGAAAAAUCAACAAUGAAAACAAUAUACAAAUUAACCACAACAACAAAAUCAACAUAUUCAUCUCCAAAAAAUAAUACUUAUAAUUUUAAGAAUCAAAGUGGUUGGUUAGUUUCAAAUAAUACAAUUAACAAUACAACAAAAAUGUAUAGUAAUGUAACACAAUACCCAAAAAUAAAAAAUCAUAUAAUUAAUUCAAUUGAAAAUAAUUUAAGUACAAAAAAAAUGCAUCCUCAAAAUGAAAUAUUAUUUAAUACAACAAUACCUUCAACAACAAUAAAACAAGAUUUUAUAACUUCUACAACUACUUUUUCAACAACUGUUACAUCAACUGAAAAAUUAUUACCUAUAACAAGUGUUGAAAGAACAAAUUCAAUAUUAACUGAUACAUCUAUUGUCACUUCAACUGUUAGAUCUCAAUUAUUUGCAAAUGAAAAUAAUUUUAUUGACAAAAAUAAUAUAGAUAAUAUAAAAAUUGAUAAAAAUAAUAUUGUGAAAAAUAAUGCUCCGGUUAUUGUUACUGCUUUAUUAGAUAUAGGUAGAGGAGAAUGGCAAUCAUUUUAUAGACCAUUUGAAACAUACUUAAAUUCAUUUUUAGAUCUUUUACAAUUAGAUAAUAAUAUGAUUAUAUAUGGUGAUAAAACUGUUAUAAAUUUUGUUAAGAAACAUUUUAAAAAUUAUAUUAAUGAUAAAUUACUCUUAGAAAUAUCAAUGAAAGAUUUACCAUUUUAUCGAUAUAAAAAAGAAAUGCAAGAUAUAAUUGAUCAUGAACAAAAAAAUUGGAAUUCAACAUGGGAUAAAAGAAUGAAAAAUCAUCCAGAAUCAUUGUAUGCUGAUUAUAAUAUUUUAGUAAAUUCAAAACCAUAUUUUUUAUAUAAUGCCUCAAUUAUAUCACCAUUCUCAUCUGAUAUAUUUAUAUGGAUUGAUGCAGGUUAUUCACAUGGUGAUAAAAAUUUAAUACCAAAAACAACAUGGGAUCCAUUUUUAAUACCAAAUAAAGUUCAUAUAAUUAAAUUAACACCAAAACAAGAUCAAAUAAAUACAUAUACAUAUGAUCGUGUCUAUAGAAAAGAUAUUUCAGUUAUAUCAGCAGGAUUUAUUGGAGCAAGUCAUGGUGUCAUAAAUAGAUUUUAUAACUUUUUUUAUAAAACAUUUAUAGAGUUGUUGGAUGAUAAAAAAGUAGAUGAUGAUCAAACAGUAAUAUUAAUUACAAUCAAAAAUUAUGCUUCAUUAUUUUAUGUAAUACAUGGUGGUUGGUUUGAUGCAUUUAGAUUACUGCCAAAUUUAGAUAAUACCUAUGAUAAAGAAGAAUUACGAUUAAGGUAUAAUCCUAGACUUUAUCAGAGUACAUAUCCUUACUGGAAAAUUCAUAAUAAUUCAACACGGGAUCAAAUAUUAAAUUAA
Strongyloides ratti is the source of this 2106-nucleotide messenger RNA. Its product is annotated as HtrL protein family-containing protein. The record is from RefSeq and is a predicted model, not a curated record. Lineage: Eukaryota; Metazoa; Nematoda; Chromadorea; Rhabditida; Strongyloididae. The transcript has a single exon. The coding region runs from base 1 to 2106 and encodes 701 amino acids.